Molecule: messenger RNA, 2499 nt
Organism: Periconia digitata
Lineage: Eukaryota; Fungi; Ascomycota; Dothideomycetes; Pleosporales; Periconiaceae
Source: the annotation of a GenBank genome assembly
CCGCAAAAUCACUUCAAGUCUUCGCCCAACGGUCGCGACUUCCUUCUCUGGCUUCUUUGUGAUUCUGGCAGCUGCCAUGGACCUAGGCAUCCUCUUACCUUGAACCUCCCCCCCACUCGCCAAUACAGUCCUUGGUCACCACUCUACCCUCUACCCUCUACUACUCUGCUACUUACCCACACACUCCACCACCUCCACCACACUUGCUCAAGGCUCAUUCUUCAAUUCUCUCCACUUGAGCAGUACCCUCCUCUUUCUCAUACUCCGCCCUGUCAAUCAAUCAUGUCCCGCCGGAUCGUGGUGCCCUUGCGCCCAUUUUCCGACGGCGACCCGUCCCACAAACCAACCAAUCCCGCCAUGAAGCAGGUUGACCCACCCACUAUCUAUCUGGAGAAGCUCGCAGAUGAAUGGAUGAAGACACGCGAUGAAGCGAAACCUGGCUGCUCUUAUAUCCUCAGGGCCUUGCCGCAUGGCUAUACCUUGUGGGAGAAGACGCGCGGUGGCACAUCCAAAAAGCAUGUCGACCGGUGGUUGUACGGCCAUCCCGAGGGAAAGUCCUUCGACUCCCCAAACCGAUAUUUCCCGCAUUUCCUACACCUGAUGGAAAAUGGCAGCAGCAUGGGCUGCCCAUGUAGUGUUUGCACGAAGAGUGGCCAACCCCACUGUGCCGCAUCAAAGUCGUCUAAGAGGAGCGGAAGCAUUAUAUCUAGUCGGUCUGCAUCUACCAACCCCAGCUUAUCAAACGCUUUGGCAUCCAAUCAUCAGCCAGUCCAGUUAGGUGGCCCAGUCCCUAUCGCUCCCCAUCAUCAGACAGCCCAGUCUUCUGACUUAGCCCCUGCUGCGUCCUAUUCUAAUGCACUUCCUACUGCACCUCUUCCAAAAGGUCGCCCGAAGAUGAUACCGCCAGGCAUGGACACUUCCCGUGUUGACGAGGAGGGCACUCCGGACGUUUGGCGUAAUCUCAUCGACAAGUUGAAGCGUCACAUUACAGUUGACCAACCCAUCGACGAGCCGUUGAGUAUGGACUGGCGAGCAGAGCAGAGACUGGUGCCGGAUCUGUUGCACAGAAGCGCGAAGGAGCCGCAGUGUAUGCCUCGGGUUGGUGAGAUUGUUCUGUACCUCCGCAAUGCAAACAAUCGACAAGUUAAAGUCAUCAAAGAGGAUUCUGGCGAGUAUAUGCUCCAUGAUGUGGCAACCGAUACUCGACUAGAACCAGCUCUAUGGGCAGCUGGUCUUGUUACACAGGUACCCGAAUCGGAUGGCAACGACCAAGACGAAAUUUCAGACACCAUCUCAGGCGUGCGCGUGGAACCAAUCCCAAAUCCUAACGAUACGAACAAGAGUCUGUCCAAGAGGUAUAAAUACGUCCCCACCCGUUAUACCCGUCCAUUUUUCGGGUGGAAGCAUUACUUGUCUCAUUUGCCUGAUGAUGAAUGGCACCCUACUGUUCGGAACGCGCUUACUUGCAUGUCAACCAUGUCACUUGUAAGUCGAUAUCGAUUCCAAGGAGAGUGGCCAAAAGCCUCCGUAUGGUGUCAUGGCAUCUACGUCGGCUCCGAGCUUUUUGUCGUUGGCGAUACUGUUCGAAUGUCCCCCAAGGCAGGUUAUCCAAAGUGCACCGAUAUCAUGGUCAUCAAAUCCAUUCGGUUGAAGAUGAGCAAUCUUCAGCAUGCAUCGAACAAUGACUACGAUGAUGGCAGUCCAUAUAACUCUGAAGCAUGGAUAUACGGGACUGCUUAUACCAUGGACCCAUCGAGGUCAAACAAGUUGUACUUGGAUCACACAAAUGCUACCACCCCUCGUGCAGCUGACGGUUACUCGAUCACAUGGCAUCCACUCCAUCCAAGCAAUAAAGAGAUAGCGGUUCCAUUCUCGCGAAUCAUGAGUCGCCUCUACGAAUCCGAUGCCAUGCACGAUUACUUCUCUGCAGCAUACAUCGACCAAGGUCGCGAGUGGAUCCAGGAGGGUCGCAAAUUUGCUCGAGAGAAUGACAACCGCAUCCUCAAAUCUCCAGGAACUACAUGGUGUUGGCUUGAUACGCGCAGCCAAGCCUUGGAUCUGGAAACUGUCAAUGGUCUUGAAGUAGGUAUUCAUGAUAACGAGCGUGAUCUUAAAGAUCUGCGGCAGAAGGCCAAGAUACUCGAAGGUAUCGUCGCGCCCAACCAAGAACCCAAAACAGCAACUCGCGAUCUUCGUCAAUUCAUGGCCCCUGCGGGUUUCGAAGAGAUGCCUGUCAGGAAGAAGCCGGCUCUGCCUAUCGUACCAGAGCUCUUGGGAGUUGGCCAGAAGCGAAAGCAUGUUGUCGACGUCAGUGAUGAUGAGAACGAGGAGCAGGACGACGAAGAUGAGGAUGAAGAUGAGUUUCGGCAGCACACAAUUGUUCUUGAUGACGACGGUCCGAGCUCUCCUCAUGAGGAUGGUGUUACUGGCCAUCGCCUUCAUGUCCAGCAGCCUUCGAAGAGACUCAAAGUCCUGGUGCAACCAAGUGAGAGGGAGUAA